Raphanus sativus (radish) is the source of this 2098-nucleotide messenger RNA. RefSeq names its product protein NRT1/ PTR FAMILY 8.1. Bases 163 to 1875 code for a protein of 570 amino acids. Gene Ontology annotation, molecular function: tripeptide transmembrane transporter activity. Gene Ontology annotation, biological process: transmembrane transport; oligopeptide transport. NCBI's taxonomy places the organism in Eukaryota, Viridiplantae, Streptophyta, Magnoliopsida, Brassicales, Brassicaceae. Gene Ontology annotation, cellular component: membrane. The record is from RefSeq and is a predicted model, not a curated record. The transcript has 5 exons.
CAGAGAGAGAUAGAGCUCUUCAACUUUUCAAGCUCACACAUUAUUACUCCCACAAGUGCCGUGUAAUCAUUCUCUUUAUCCCUUACCCUUUCCCCGAAACUUAUCUUCUCCACCACCGUCACCGUCACCGUCACCGUCACCUUCUGUUUCCGACUAAGGACUAUGGAAGAAAAGGAUGUGUAUACAGAAGAUGGAACUGUCGAUAUUCACAAAAACCCUGCCAACAAGAAGACAACCGGAAACUGGAAAGCUUGCCGCUUCAUCCUCGGCAAUGAGUGUUGUGAAAGAUUGGCAUACUAUGGAAUGGGAACUAACCUCGUGAACUAUCUUGAAAGCCGUCUGAAUCAAGGCAACGCUACUGCUGCUAAUAACGUCACUAACUGGUCUGGAACAUGUUACAUAACUCCUCUGAUUGGUGCCUUUCUGGCUGAUGCUUAUCUCGGACGUUACUGGACUAUUGCAACCUUUGUUUUCAUCUAUGUCUCCGGCAUGACUCUGUUGACAUUAUCAGCUUCAGUUCCUGGACUUAAACCCGGUAACUGCAACGGCGACACGUGUCACCCUAACUCUGGCCAGACAGCUGUUUUCUUUGUUGCCCUCUACAUGAUCGCGCUCGGAACGGGAGGUAUAAAGCCGUGCGUUUCCUCCUUUGGAGCUGAUCAGUUUGAUGAGAAUGACGAGGCAGAGAAGCUGAAGAAAAGCUCUUUCUUCAACUGGUUUUACUUCUCCAUCAACGUUGGAGCUCUUGUUGCUGCCACUGUUCUUGUCUAUAUACAAAUGAACGUUGGCUGGGGGUGGGGUUUCGGUGUUCCGACCGUGGCUAUGGUCAUUGCUGUUGUGUUUUUCUUCUUGGGGAGUCGUUAUUACAGGCUUCAGAGACCUGGUGGGAGUCCACUCACGAGGAUCUUUCAGGUUAUUGUUGCUGCUUUCAGGAAGGUGAGUGUUAAGGUUCCAGAGGACAAGUCUUUGCUCUUUGAAACUGCAGAUGAUGAGAGUAAUAUCACAGGUAGCAGGAAGCUUGAGCAUACAGACAACUUAAUGUUUUUUGACAAGGCAGCGGUUGAGAGUCACUCGGAUAGCAUCAAAGACGGUGAGGUGAAUCCAUGGAGACUCUGCUCAGUAACACAAGUGGAAGAGCUCAAGUCCAUAAUCACUCUUCUACCAGUAUGGGCCUCAGGGAUAGUCUUUGCCACAGUGUACAGCCAAAUGAACACAAUGUUCGUCUUGCAAGGAAACACAAUGGACCAACACAUGGGGAAGAACUUCGAGAUCCCAUCAGCUUCCCUCUCGCUUUUCGACACGGUCAGUGUACUCUUCUGGACUCCUGUCUACGACCAGUUCAUUGUUCCCUUCGCUAGAAAGUUCACACGUCAAGAACGUGGCUUCACUCAGCUUCAACGUAUGGGAAUAGGUCUCGUGAUCUCGAUCUUUGCCAUGAUCACUGCAGGGGUUCUUGAGGUCGUUAGGCUUGACUACGUGAAAACCCACAACGCAUAUGAUGAUAAAAAGAUCCCCAUGUCGAUCUUCUGGCAGAUACCUCAGUAUUUACUCAUUGGGUGUGCUGAAGUUUUCACCUUUAUAGGUCAGCUUGAGUUUUUCUAUGACCAGGCUCCUGAUGCCAUGAGAAGUCUCUGCUCUGCUUUGUCUUUGACAACGGUUGCGCUUGGGAACUACUUAAGCACGGUUCUUGUGACGGUUGUGAUGAAACUGACUAAGAAGAAUGGUAAACCGGGUUGGAUACCGGAUAACUUGAACCGGGGUCAUCUUGAUUACUUCUUCUACUUGUUGGCGACUCUGAGUUUCCUCAACUUCUUGGUGUACCUAUGGAUUUCAAAACGCUACAAGUACAAGAAAGCUAUAGGUCGAGCACAUUGAUUGAUUGAAAGAAACUGGUUUCAAGUCUUCAGAUUCUUCACAGGGUUACAGUGUUGGUUUAGGUGUUGUUUAAUAUUAUUUCGAAGUACUUGGUUGUGAUUUUUAAAUGUAGAUAAACGUGUGGUUGAUGAUUUGGGUUUUCCUCAACUUUGUUGUGUGUGUUCCCUGAAUAAUGCUAGUACUUGUACGUAAAAGGUUUAUUUGAUUAAGAAAAAGUUUGAAA